AUGUCCGUUCUCGUGAACGGUAGUCCUACGAAAGAUUUCCAGGUUUUAGGUGGCUUGAGGCAGGGAGACCCGUUGUCUCCCUUCUUGUUCUCAAUAGUGGCUGAGGGUUUCUCUACCUUGGUAAAAAGAGCAACUGGUUUUGGUAUGCUAAAAAGAUUUGAAGUAAAUGAGGCGACAAGCUACAACCUAUUACAAUUUGCGGAUGAUACGAUAAUUUUGUGCAAUGGUGAGCGGUCUAAUUUGUGGGCUAUCAAAACAAUUAUGAAGGGUCUUGAAAUGACAUUCGGCUUGAGAAUAAAUACAACCAGGAGUUUCCUAUUCGACAUUGGUGUAGAUGAUUAUUCUUUGAAGGCAUCAGAGCAGUUUUUAGCCUGUAGGAGUGGAGAGAUUCCAUUCAAAUUCUUGGGAUUGAAGGUGGGAGAUAAGCAUAAUAGGUUGUCUUAUUGGAAUCUUGUCAUUGAGGUUUUUAAAACAAGGCUGACACUUCGGAAAGGUAGACUUCUCUCUAUUGGAGGAAGGGUGUCGCUUAUUAACUCGGUUUUAACGAACUUGCCAAUCCAUUACUUGUCGUUCUAUAAGGCUUCUAAGAAAGUGUUGGAGGUUCUCAUCUCUUUGCAGCAUAAUUUCUUAUGGAAAGGAAUUGACGAAUCCAAACGACUGACUUGGGUGAAAUGGGAGUCCAUAUGCAAGACUAAAGAAGAAUGA
Lathyrus sativus (Indian pea) is the source of this 705-nucleotide messenger RNA. Lineage: Eukaryota; Viridiplantae; Streptophyta; Magnoliopsida; Fabales; Fabaceae. The record is from the annotation of a GenBank genome assembly.